CUCAUAUUGCAGACUUAUCCUUACUUUGUCCCCGAAUCCUGUUCUCUGCUCUGGCCUGGGGGGAGAGUGUGGACCAGUUGUGGAAGAAGCGGGCAAUUCAAGGCUUAUUUUUCGAGCCAUUGGAGGUCAUGGGGGGCGCGGGCUUGGCGUUAAGGAGUGAGGCUCCCGAGUGGGGGUCAUGGUUCUUCCAGAGCCUCCCAGGCCUUGAGUAACCACAUCGGGAAACCCCGGGUGGUUCUGCGGUGGUGAAACCGAGCUCGGGUCCGGUAGGUAGGGAUUGUAACAGUCUUGAAUUCAAUCUCUAGCCUCUGUCAUACCCCUCCAACUUUAAAGUUAGCAUUUAUAGGCGAGAAGAAAGUGAAGGAGAUCGAUCUACCUGACGACAAAACAAAAAACUCGGUGAAUUACUCAAGGUGAUGAGGACGAUUGAUGACAGAAUAGUACAUGAAUUAAACACAACGGUUCCAACAGCUUCCUUUGCAGGGAAAAUUGAUGCCAGCCAAACCUGUAAACAACUUUAUGAGUCUUUGAUGGAGGCUCAUGCCAGUAGGGACAGAGUUAUAAAAAAUUGUAUAGCUCAGACCUCAUCAGUAGUAAAACACCUCCGAGAAGAGAGAGAAAAGAAUUUGGAUGAUUUAACGUUAUUAAAGCAACUUAGAAAAGAACAGACAAAGUUGAAAUGGAUGCAAUCAGAACUGAAUGUUGAAGAAGUGGUAAAUGACAGGAGCUGGAAGGUGUUUAAUGAACGCUGCCGAAUUCACUUCAAACCUCCAAAGAAUGAAUAAGAGGAUACUGUUUUUAAAAGGACCGAAUCAUCUUAGAAGAGCAAAGAAUGACAGACAUUGGCAAGGUGGACAUCCUAGAAUGAUUUCUGAGCCAACAGUCCAAGACAUUUGGUUGAUUUCAGCCCUACUUAACCAAGACCUCAAGUAUAAAUAAUUCUGAUAAUUAUGGAGAAAUCAACUGCUAUUUUAUACUGAUUCUGUAAAAAAGAAAAGAUGUUUUAUAACUAUUAAAAUAAUUUUCUGACUCAGUGUA
This is a messenger RNA of Talpa occidentalis (Iberian mole), 1038 nucleotides long. It is a transcript of the gene MIX23, whose product is annotated as mitochondrial matrix import factor 23. NCBI's taxonomy places the organism in Eukaryota, Metazoa, Chordata, Mammalia, Eulipotyphla, Talpidae. The record is from RefSeq and is a predicted model, not a curated record. The transcript is spliced from 5 exons. Gene Ontology annotation, cellular component: mitochondrion; mitochondrial intermembrane space. Bases 417 to 785 code for a protein of 122 amino acids.